GCGUUUUUUUUAUUCCGCCGUCGAUGCUUCCGUCUUCCCCUUCCGUCCGCUGCGGCGCUGCAUCCCUCUUCCCUCCUCCGCCUCCUCUCUCUCUCUCUAGCUCUAGCUCUAGCUCUCUCUCUCUCGCGCGCGCUCCCAGACGACUGUUGGCUCGCCGCCGCCCCAGGCCAGGUGCUGAGGCCUUUCUUGGCCUCUUCGCCGGCGACGAGCACCCACCAGGCACCCCUUCUCUUCCCUUCCCUGUACGAAGGUGACACCAUGAUAUUGAUGUGAAGUUUUGUGGCACUUCCUGCAUCCCUUAUAUGGUAUUAACAAGGUUUUUAAUUGUCUGGGUGAUCCAUUUAUCAAAUGGAAGGCAACGACCUACCCCCUGGAAACAUGUUGCAAGGGGUUCCCUAUGAUACUUUAGACUUACGUGGCAGCUCUAUGCAAAAGCAUACUCCAAACUCAGGAAAACAGAUCUUCAGUAGCUCCCAGAUGCCGGGGACUUUCACAAUGUCUAUGAUCAGGGCUACAGAGCCUGAUGACUUUCCUGGCUUUCAGUUCAAAGAACAUGGAAAGAGUGAUGACCACCACCACCAACACCAUAGUCAUCACUCAAAGAACUGCAAAAGUGAUGGCGAGGAACAUGAUGUGGCUGAAGAUGCUAUUGAUACCCCAAGUGGCAAAGGCAAGAAGGGCUCUGCAUGGCAUCGGAUGAAGUGGACAGAUUCAAUGGUAAAACUUUUGAUUACAGCAGUGUCUUACACUGGGGAUGAUCAUGGUGCUGAUUCCGGUGGUGGCAGGAAGAACUUUACAAUAAUGCAGAAGAAGGGCAAAUGGAAGGCGAUAUCGAAGGUUAUGGGAGAGAGAGGCUGCCAUGUGUCACCGCAACAGUGCGAGGACAAGUUCAAUGACCUUAACAAGAGAUACAAAAGGCUGACAGACAUCCUUGGUAGGGGCACUGCUUGCAAUGUUGUGGCUAAUCCAGCACUUCUUGAUAGCAUGAAUCAUCUUUCUGAUAAGAUGAAAGACGAUGCAAAAAAGAUACUUAGUUCAAAGCACCUAUUCUAUGAGGAGAUGUGUUCCUACCACAACAACAACCGUGUAAAUUUGCCUGAAGAUCAUGCACUUCAGCAUUCACUACUGCUUGCCCUUAGGUGUAAAGAGGAGCAUGAUCCUCCGAGGGAUCCAAGUGGAGAUGCUGAUGAAGACGAUCAAAGUGCAGAUUCUGAUUAUGAGGAGAACGACGAAGAGCAACAUCCUGUGCAUACAACUAUGAUGGAAGCCUCAACGCACAAAAGGAAGCGUCACAGUGAUGUGCCUUUGAUCACAUCAAGCUCUCAUGAAGGAAGUGAGAGGUCUGAUCCCCAUGGUGUCACAGUGGACAUCAACAAGACUUUCACAGAUGCAACCAACAUGAUUUUGUUGCAACAAGACUUGGCUUCACAAGCCAUAGAGAUUCAGAAACGUCGCUUGCAGAUUGAAGCGAAGGAACUGGAACUCGCAAAGCAACGUCUCAAGUGGGAGCGGUUUAGUAAGAAGAAGGACAGGGAGAUCGAAAAAAUGGCAUUGGAGAAUGAACAUAUGAUGAUUGAGAACAAACGCUUGGAACUUGAGCUGAGACAUAAGGAGUUACAGCUAGAUCUUAAGCUGAAAGGCUAGGGGAACCAUCUGUAACUUUUGCUUAAUCAACACUCAAUAUGUAAGAUGGUAAACAAGUAGCGGUUGAGCUUCUGGAAUCUGGAAGAGAGGUGGUAGAUUAGAGUAGACUCUGACAACCAUUGCUGUGCGUAUGACUUUGUUCUGUGUUCUUCUGUCUGUGAGAUGUACUUGUUGGGCCUCCUGCUCUCCGCGACAGUAGUAUUGUUGGGCUUGAUGUGAUCUGUAAGACUGUGACUUCCAACUUGCCUAGCCAAUUUUUUUUUUCUUCAGCAUGUAUAUCAAGGUGAUGUUAUUUGGCUUUGGCCACCUCUGAAGCUUUCAUGAAGGUAGUGAGACUAUUGGGCCUAUUUAGUUUGGGUUAAACCAUUACUGCUA
Sorghum bicolor (sorghum) is the source of this 2019-nucleotide messenger RNA. RefSeq lists its product as uncharacterized. The transcript is spliced from 3 exons. Lineage: Eukaryota; Viridiplantae; Streptophyta; Magnoliopsida; Poales; Poaceae. The coding region runs from base 349 to 1644 and encodes 431 amino acids. The record is from RefSeq and is a predicted model, not a curated record.